GGGGAAAAAGUGUCCGGACUGGAAGGGGGGGAAAGUGUCCGGACUGGAAGGGGGGGAAAGUGUCCGGACUGGAAGGGGGUGAAAGUGUCCGGACUGGAAGGGGGUGAAAGUGUCCCGGACUGGAAGGGGGGUGAAAGUGUCCGGACUGGAAGGGGGGAAAGUGUCCGGACUGGAAGGGGGGAAAGUGUCCGGGACUGGAAGGGGGUGAAAGUGUCCGGACUGGAAGGGGGGAAAAGUGUCUGGACUGGAAGGGGGUGGGUGAAAGUGUCCGGACUGGAAGGGGGGGAAAGUGUCCGGACUGGAAGGGGGUGAAAGUGUCCGGACUGGAAGGGGGGUGAAAG
Staurois parvus is the source of this 341-nucleotide messenger RNA. Lineage: Eukaryota; Metazoa; Chordata; Amphibia; Anura; Ranidae. The record is from the annotation of a GenBank genome assembly.